UUCCACAUACUGUACAUGUUUCUUUUUCUAUAUUUUUCUCUGGCUAUCUCUCAUCAUCCUCCCAUCAUCCUCUCUGCUUCUUUUUUCAUUUUUCAUCACUCUCGCUGUACUAUUUUUUAUUUAUUUUUUGUUCCUGCAGAGAUAUUGCAAUCAAUACAUUCCAGAGCUUCGAGUCUCAAUGAAUAUGAGAGCAUUUGUGCGUCUCUUUUGGAUUGCGAGCUGUCAUCUGCACUGCAGGUCAUCACUCACGUGCCCUCAUUGCCUUAAACAGAGCAACACCUUUGAUCCUUUUCUGUGUAUUUCCCUACCAAUCCCACUACGACAGACCAGGGCCCUGAAUGUGACUCUGGUGUUUAACACUGAAGGGCAGUGCUUUCUAAGAGUGGGGUUGGCUUUGCCUCUCUUUGGGUCUGUCUUGACACUCAGGGCCAUAGUAGCAGAGGAGGGGAAGAUCUCUCCAGACCAGGUGAUUUUGACAGAUAUGAACUCCAAUGGAUUCCAACGUUCUUUCUCUGAUGAAGAUGAUAUGACGAGUAUCUCAGAGAGUGAUGUAAUCUACGCCUUUCAGGCCCCUCCGCUCAUCAUGAGAGGAGGCUCCAUGCGAUUCUCAGGGUUCCAUCACUCCCUCCCUUCCUCCCCAUACACAACAGGACCUGGAGGUCAGCGGUUACCACCCUCAGGAACAUUAUCAUCAGAAUUCCUGAAUCAGGGUGGAUCUUCAAAGAUCCUCCUUUUAUUCUGCAAUGUAGUAGGAUCUGGCCAACAAGCUUCUAGGUUUGGCCCUCCCUUCCUGAUGAGAGUAGAAAGGACAGUUUCUUGGGAUCAACUGCAACAGAUUGUCUGCAGCAAACUUUACAUAUUUAAAAAAAACAUGAUUAUAAAGACAAGUGAACAGUUUAAGAUCCGUGUGGUGGGUGGGUCAGCAUCCUGCAGUUACCUGUCUCCUCAUGACAGCAGACCACUGUACCACCCAACCGUGGACAGGGCUCUUAAGUUUUGCGGUCCCGGUGGUCCUCUGCAUGUAAAGCUUGUCAUUGAAUGGGAGAACAGAAUCAAAGAAUGUCUUUUUGGUAACAUUCAAGAGGAGGUUAUUGAGGAUGCAGAGAGUGUUAGAAUCCAACAGCAGAAUCAUGUACAGCAGCACAGCUGCACACUGGAUGAGUGCUUUCAGCUCUAUACCAAAGAGGAGCAGCUAGCACCAGAUGAUGCUUGGAAGUGCCCCCACUGUAAGCAGAUGCAGCAGGGCAUGGUGAAGAUGAGCUUAUGGACCCUGCCUGACAUCCUGAUUCUGCAUUUAAAACGUUUUAGACAGGUGGGCAAACGGAGGAACAAGCUCUCUACCCUCAUCCGCUUUCCUGUUAGUGGUCUGGAUAUGACUCCCCAUGUUGUGAAACGCAGUCAGAGCAUGAAGAAUCUGGCCCCGUGCCCCACCACAUGGAAACAUGGAGAUACUGACUUCCUUUACGAUCUGUAUGCAGUCUGUAAUCACCACGGAGGCAUGCAUGGAGGCCAUUACACAGCUUAUUGUAGGAAUUCAGUGGAUGGCCAGUGGUACAGUUAUGAUGACAGCAGUGUGGAGCUGGUGCCUGAGGAGGAACUGUGCACACGAGGGGCAUAUAUCUUGUUCUACCAGAGAAGAAAUGUCAUCCCACCCUGGUCCGCCAACAGCUCCAUCAUAGGUUCCACCAGCUCCUCAAUGUCGGACCACUGGCUCAUCCGUUUGAAUGGUGACAGUAAAAGGGGAAGUAUGGUAUCACGGUCUUCCACAACAUGCCCUUCUUACAUCCCAGACUCACCAGAGUCUCCUGUCUUCCAAAACGAACCCGUAAUGGAGGAGAGAGUGUCUUUAGGUGGGUUUGAAAGUAGACCUUUUGUGCGAGGCAUACAGGGACGUAGCGUUAGCAUGAGAACCCCCACCAAGACCAGAGUGAUGCCACUGCGAUGGUCCUUUGGAAACAAAGACCGCCACAAACCCGCCCCAGCUCCUGUCCCUGCUCAAGCAGAGCUGGUUGAGUAUUUAGAGUCUGGCAGGAGGCCAAAAUGCACUAAAGACCCUAUUGUUGCCCUAAUGACUCGACCCUCAAAUAAAGAAGACAAUACGAAAAAACCCACUGCCAGAUCUUCAAGUCACAGCAGUCUCAGACAUCCAGACAAAAUACAACAGGGUCAAGAAAGGAACAGCUCAGAGAAGGCAACAGGUCAACUACCCAACAGCAACAGCAGACCAAAAGAAGAUGGUACUUUGACAAGAAGGAGAAACAGGAAAUCAAAACAGGAUCAUACACAGUCCAGAAAGAGCUCCAGUGCUGGAAUCCAAUCCAGCUCUAGUACUCAAAGUGGAUGGGACACUAUGCAAAGAGAUAGUAAAGGAGAUCCAGGCGAGGAGGAAGACCAGCCAGAGGACAAACAGGGAAAGGGAUUUGAGACAAAGCGCCAUGAUAGUGUCUUUUCCUUUCUCAAAGGCGGUUUCAUGAGGAAAGACCCACUUCGGAGGUCUCGGGACAUCGAGCCUUUAAAAAAGGUUGAAGCAGGGAUGAAGAGCCCAUCUGGACUUUCUCUCUCCAACGGGGCCCAUGGUAGAACUUCAGAAGAUAAAUCCAACAGCAUUAACCAAAGUCGUAGCAGACACGGUGGUGAACUUGCGAACGGCAAGGUGAGCCGCGGUUCAACAGACAUAAAACGCUCACAAAGUUCUUCCAAUAUUCCAAGCAAGGCUGAUUUAAGCUUGAGAAGAACGGCAUCUCUGCACAGAAACUGCACAUCAGCGGCCCAGCCACAAAGCUCGUACGGGGACAGGGGCUCUCAGAACACGCUGCAACGCCCACACUACAGCACAGCCUCGCUGGGCAGGAAGAAGACAGUGCCUGAAUCAAGCUUCUGAGACUUCAGUACAUUACACCCAAAUAAUGAAACAGGGUAGCAUAGUGACAAAUCUUAAAAUCAAAGAAGUGCAAAAGGAUUAUGGUAAAAAUGUGACAUGAAAGCUUUGAAAGGGUUGCCAAACGUGGCACAAAAAAGUUGCACAAACUGAUGGAUGAUAUUUUUGCUCACUUCUUAAAACAAAAUCAUCUUUAAAGUUAUUGUUUCUGCUUACAUGAAGUGCCUCUUAACCAGAGCAAUUGUUCAGAUUGUUUAUUUUUGAUUGUGUUUUGGCAAUGGAAGGAUGAGUAUUGACACAUCACUUGCUUUUUGAAAUCUAAGAUGGUAAGAGGAAGAUAAAUAUUUACAAUUUGCCUCAUAAAUUUUAUUUUCUUGUGCCACAAUUUAGAAUUAUUACGUGUUAUACAUGAAGGGAAUUGCUAUAUAUUACUUUCUGUAUCACCUCUUGUGAAUGUACAGAUUGGCUGCUAAACUCUCACAGGUUUUCAUGACGUUUAACAAAGACGUCAGCUCUUGCACUUUCAGUGAAUGUCUUGCACCACAGUCCACACCCUUGGAACCAUCUACUUUGUGUUUUAAAAAGUUUGACAGAGUUUAGAGCUUACCUUUACAAAAGCAAACAAAUAUCAAUUCAGUAUAAGGAUUAAGAUAUUUGCAAAUAAUUUAAAGACAAAAGUAACUGAUAAAAAUGGCCAAAACACAUCUGGGAAUUUCAAAGCAUUUAAUCUGCUGUUGCAACUUUCCUUCAGUUAGAAAUUAGCAAUUGAGGUAAUAUAAUUAUGGUGCAACACCAGUUAAGGUAAUAUUUGACAAAAUUAUCUUAAGACACUGAAAACUAUAAUGUGCUUUAGGGGUGAUUUUGAUAUAUGUCGCUUAUACGUUUUAGAACCAUAGUAUUAGAUUGCCACUUCUGAAAAACUAUAAUUACUAAACCCCUAACUGAUAAAUUACCAAUAGUUUAAUACCUUACCUAACCACCAAGACCAUGUGAAAGUGCAGUAACAAGAACUUGUUGAUGUUAAGGGAUAGUUCACAUAAUUUCAUCACCCUCAUGAUGUUCCAAACCAGUAUUACUUUUUUGUUGUUGUUUUUUCUGUGGAACGCUAAAGUGGAGGCAUAAUGCUAGCCCAGUUACCAUUCACUUUCAUUGCAUGGAAAAAAGAUGUAAUGAAAUUUAAUGGUGUCUAAAGCUAACAUUUCGCCAAACAUCUCCUUUUGAGUUCCGUGGAUAAAAGAAAGGUUUAGAACAUAAUGUGGGUGAGUAAAUGAUGACAGAGUUUUCAUUUUUGGGUGAAAUAUCCCUUUAAUCCAGCUCAUCUGAUAAUUACUGUUCAAAUAAUGUGGAGUUCAAGUAUUAGCGAUGACUCAUGAUUGAGGAAAAACCAGUUUACUGGUUUGUGUAACCAGUAAAUUGACUUAUAUGAUCGGACAUAAUUGCUUAGAAAUCCUGUGUAGUCACAUUAUGGUGGUUUGCAUCGUCUCCCUCCAUUGAAUGUUUGGACUAAUUGGAUGGACUUUAAAUGGACUAAUUGGAUCCGUAUGUCCAUUAUUUUGAUCAACUUGACAAUAAUAACAAGCAUUCCCAUGUGUCACAUGUAGAAGCCUUUAAAUAGCAAAUCUGCAAAUCUCAUCCACUUGCUAAAUAUUAAAAUGAACAUGCAUUACUCAUUACAAAUUGAAAUUGCUUGACUUUGCUUAAUGACUUUGAUCUAACUUUUCCUGAAGGUUAAUUCCUACUGUUUUGUCCUGCAGUUUUGAGGAAAAUAUAAAUCAAGCCCAGCAAAUAAUAUCAACAGGUUUCUUGUUUUAAAAUAGUCUGAAAAAAUCUCACCAACCCUUAAAUGUCCUCUAACUGUAAUUUAUUAAAUAUUAGUAUAUUGCACAUAUGCACUAGCUCCUCAAAUGCAGAUAUGCUAUUUGCUUUCCUUUUUGCAAUCUAUAUUUCUUGAAAAUGGUGCGGGAAAGUUGGAAUUGCACUUGUAGAACACUGCUAAAUGAUUGUGGGAAAUUUACAGAUACACUGUGUCUGUAUCACUCAGUUUACAGAAGUUAAUUUUGUAGGUUUAAAUAAGAAAAGAUAUGAAGUAAUUUCUUGUUUGUUUGUGUUUGUUUGUUUGUUUGUUUCUGUUCAAACACUUUGUCCCUAGAUCUGCCUAGAUGUCAAAAUGCAUAAAGAAGAAAUAAAUCCUUUAUAUUUAUAUUAUCAAGGUUUCCAAAAGCUGUAAGAUUCACUGUUCUUACGUUCAUUGCAUAAAUCGUUCGAAACAUUAAAAAAAAAUGAAAAUAAAUUGUUUUCAGAUGGUUUAGACAUUUUUUCAUUGAAAUGCUAUUUCUUAUUAUCAUUCCUGUUAUUCUGUUGUGUUAGUCAAAGGGUUAGGAAAAGAGAAGCAAUUAUACUGCAUUCAACAGGAUUUGUCUAGACACAACGUUCUGUUCUCCAAGAGCAUAUCUCUCCUCCCCCCUCCCAUGCUUUUCACAGUGAUUGAAAUAUCUGCUCUUGUACUGGAAAGACAAAGAAUGAAGGAUUCUUACCCUACUUUGAAUUUGUUUUUUUUAGAUGUUUUAUAUGCAAUUUUUUUUAAAGGUCUUUACUGUAUACAAAAACAAGAUCAAUUAAUUAUCUAGUAACAGUGUAUGUAGGGAUAGAUUAUAUGUACAAUUCAGAUUAUCUUUGAAUUAUUGCACAAUAGUGCAUUCUGCUGUUAAGAUGACUACACAGGUUUGUGUAUCUGCAAUAAUAAUAAACUGAUUUAUUUUUGUAUCAUUGCUGAAAUUAAAAAGAC
Messenger RNA from Xyrauchen texanus (razorback sucker), 5663 nucleotides. RefSeq names its product ubiquitin carboxyl-terminal hydrolase 43-like. NCBI's taxonomy places the organism in Eukaryota, Metazoa, Chordata, Actinopteri, Cypriniformes, Catostomidae. Gene Ontology annotation, molecular function: cysteine-type deubiquitinase activity. Bases 179 to 2881 code for a protein of 900 amino acids. The transcript is spliced from 13 exons. Gene Ontology annotation, biological process: protein deubiquitination. The record is from RefSeq and is a predicted model, not a curated record.